This is a messenger RNA of Parus major (Great Tit), 4422 nucleotides long. It is a transcript of the gene NFYB, whose product is annotated as nuclear transcription factor Y subunit beta. NCBI's taxonomy places the organism in Eukaryota, Metazoa, Chordata, Aves, Passeriformes, Paridae. The transcript has 7 exons. Gene Ontology annotation, molecular function: RNA polymerase II cis-regulatory region sequence-specific DNA binding; DNA-binding transcription activator activity, RNA polymerase II-specific; protein heterodimerization activity. The coding region runs from base 2430 to 3047 and encodes 205 amino acids. The record is from RefSeq and is a predicted model, not a curated record. Gene Ontology annotation, cellular component: nucleus; CCAAT-binding factor complex. Gene Ontology annotation, biological process: regulation of transcription by RNA polymerase II.
GUGUUUCCUCAUUUUCUGAACAUUGUUGUAUGCAUUACAAAACUUAUGCUGAGCUUAACAAUCAGAUAAUGGGGUGAUUGACUGGAGUUUUGAACAUCUGAAAUGAAAACUGCAAUGUGUGAGCAUGUAACUGUUUGUUAUGAGAUGACUGGGAUAGCAGUGGCCACGUUUUCCUGUAAGGUCGUGUUUAUCAUCCCUUGGGCUCAAAGAAAUACUAGUAGGGUGACUUGGAUGGCAUAUUAAUUACAGUUGCUAUAUUCAGAUGGCUUGAUCUAGAUUUGAAUUGAAUGACAACUCUGGCUGAAGUUCUUCCAUCAGCUUACUUGGAUUGAAGUAGUGUGCUGAGAUCCACUCCCUCCCUCACUGUGAGAUCAGCCAGGCAGUGGAGGAGGCUCGUGGGGCAGCUGGGCUGGCUUUGUGUGUGGGGGUCUUCAAGAUGUGGCUGGAGAAAACCCUGAGUGCUCUGCUCUGAGCUUGGAGCUGACCCUGCUUUUAGCAGGAGUUGGAGUAGAGACCUCUGACGGCCACUUCCCAACAUGAAUUAUCUUGUGGUCCUGGAUCAGGACCUGGUUAUGCUGAGCAUUAUGCAGAGGGGUGUUAGUCUGUCCCUAAUCUCCUGUCCCGAGGUUGUCCUGGCAGCUAAAGAUCUUCCAGUAAUACCGACAGAAGUAAUUUCAGUUGAUGUUAGGCUGUUUUCUUUAUCUCAGUCAGAUCUGCCUUUUUCUGUUGCAAGCCUUUUCCUGUCAAUUUUGCUAAUCACUGUUUUAGAUUCAUAGUUCUGAUAAAGGUCCACACAAAUUCCCACUAAUGGUGAAAUAAUACAUCCUGUAAGUAGAUCUGGAAGUGUGCACAGAGAAAAGAAGAGAAGCAAAGGUAUUACCUUGAGGAUGCAUUAGUCUAAUGUGACCAAAACUUUCUGUAGAUGCAGCAGAGAUUUGAAAGAGAUUCAAGCAGGAAUUGUCUUUUGAAGGCAAGCUGGGCUAAUGAAAGCAGGGUGAUUUCUUAUUGUUGCUGGGUCUUGGCAAUAAAGAUUCAGAUGGAGUAGCCUGCAGGAGAGGUGAGCAGAAACCAGUUAGUUAUCACAUCAUGGCAGAAGUUUGAAGAAUAUUGCAACCCUGGAGGAAGGAAAUAAUUUUGAAGAAAUGUUGCACAGCAGAUGAUAAAAAGAGAGGGAAAGAAAGAUCAAGAUAUUUAAAAUACCUUGUACUGGAGCUGUGUAAAGAUUUUUGAGAUCCUGAACUAAAUUCUAGUAGGAAUCAGGGAACCGAAACUGAGAACAAGACUACCAGAAAACCCUAACUUAAUUUUGGAGGCAGCUUUUGGGAUUUUCCGGACUACAAUUUUAAUUGUUUCAAAGUGCAGAAGGAAGAGAGAGGCAUGAUUCUCUUAAUGAUGUGUGAUGUCAGUUUUGGUGAUCGUGACAUGCAGGAUUGUGAUUAUUACAGAAAGCUGAGUAAGCAAACUGCAGACCCUUUGGGAGAUUGAAAAGCAAAGUUAAAUCUCCCAACAAAGAGUCUGCAACAUGUGGACAAAGUGAAUUUAUGUGAAGGUUGGCACAUGGAAGGUUAAUGCCCAAAAUACUGCCCUUCCUUUGCGUAGAACUGCCGUGUAAGAAGUGAAGCUGGUUUACAAAAGCCCAGCCAAAAGGACCCAGAGUUCUUUAUAAAAGUGUGUCUAAUAUUCUGUACAGUGAAGAGGAGCUGGAAUAGUCUUUUUCUCUUGAGCAGCUCCUAAGGUUCUGUCCAGCUGUUGUUGGAAUGCGAGCAGCGCUCGUGUUAUUUGUGUAUCUGUGGCCAAGUGUAACACCAGACGUUGCUUGAAGGUUUCUAAGUGAAACUCAGCCCUGUGGCCACAAGUAAAGUGCAGAUUAGUGAGAGGUUAAAUGCUCAUAUUUCUGAGUAGGUGUAAAAAUAGUACAACAUUGCUUCUGCUGCCCUCCCUCCUUCCCUCCCUCUUCAGGCUAAUGGGUGUGCAUAAAAAGUGAGCUCUGUGCUCUCAGUGGCAACAGUGACUGUGACCCUUUGAAGACACCAAGGUGUCACACAGUGGGUGUGGGGUCAGUGUGAAGUCAGCUGGGCUCUGCCUCCCCAGGGGCUGUGUGUGUAGCUUGUCAGUAAGUAGGAGGGAAGUACAGGCUCUUCUGGCUUCCCUUUUUCUCCUGGCAUUUAAGUUACCUAUUAAACUGUGGCUGCCCCAUCUCCAAAGCCUCAUGAAGAAGUCUUGUUGGCUGCCACAUCAGAACACUGAGAGAAGAGCACCUAAGGAUUCCCAGAGAGUGAGGCAGGGCAGGACCAGGGAAUGAGGGAAACAGGACUCAGAAGGCACAUAGGAGUAACUGGUGUCUCAGGGAGGAUGAGGAUGCAGAGCUGGUCCCGCAGUCUGGCUAUAAGUUUGUCGGUGGUCUUGACAAACUAACUUGAAGGGUAAAGAUGGAUGGUGAUAGCUCCACAACAGAUGCUUCUCAGUUAGGAAUUGCUGGAGAUUACAUUGGUGGCAGUCACUAUGUGAUACAGCCUCACGAUGACACAGAAGACAGCAUGAAUGAUCAUGAAGAUACAAAUGGCUCAAAAGAGAGUUUUAGAGAACAAGAUAUAUACCUUCCAAUUGCAAAUGUGGCAAGGAUAAUGAAAAAUGCCAUACCCCAAACAGGAAAGAUUGCUAAGGACGCAAAGGAAUGUGUACAAGAGUGUGUAAGUGAAUUCAUCAGCUUUAUAACAUCAGAAGCAAGUGAGAGGUGUCACCAAGAGAAAAGAAAGACCAUCAAUGGAGAGGAUAUUCUCUUUGCCAUGUCUACCUUGGGGUUUGAUAGCUAUGUUGAACCUUUGAAGUUAUACCUCCAGAAGUUCAGAGAGGCAAUGAAAGGAGAAAAGGGAAUUGGGGGAACAGUUACAACUGGAGACGGUCUAAGUGAGGAGCUCACAGAAGAAGCAUUUACUAACCAGUUACCAGCAGGCUUAAUAACCACAGAUGGCCAACAGCAGAAUGUUAUGGUCUACACAACAUCAUAUCAACAGAUCUCUGGGGUUCAACAAAUUCAAUUCUCAUGAUUUUGAAGAAAACUUUCCAUCUGGGAACACAAGACUGAAAACGUGCAACUCUAACGAAGAGGCAGUUUUAAUGACUGGUGAAGAGAUUUAUCUCUUUGUAUAUUAAAUAGCUGUAAUGUAGCUACCAGAAGCUUGACUAAUUGAGGUGUGAGUUCUGACUCAAAUCUUUUUCAUGAUGAUUUUAAAGAAAUAAUUGGAUUUUAAAGGUAUUAAAGUAUUUUUGUUUUGUACAAGAGUUUGUUGCUCUGUAUAACUCCUGUAUGCAUUGUAUAUUGCAAUUUAUUACUGUCAGAGAUUUGUAGACAGUUUCUUAUUUUCAUAUUGAAUCAUGUUACUUUUGUAAUUCAGGUAAACAGCUGGGUUAAUUCAUGUUUACCCUUUGAAUAAAAUUGUAAGGGUAAAGUUCAUUUUUGAAUGCAAGUUGCCUUUAUUAUAAAGAUUGAGUUAGUCUUGGUUAUGUAAUUUGUCUUGCAUGACAACCUCAACUAACUUUACAUGUCAGCUUAUUUAUUGAAAUUUUGAAAGGGACUUUUUCCUCAUGAAACUAGCAGCUCAAAAGAAUUGCUACAAUUGUUUUUUCUAAUGUAACUUCUGAAUUAAAGGUUAAUCAAAACCAAUGAAUUCUCUACUACGUUUAGAGCUUUAGGGCUUACCAACAGUAUUAAUGAAAGCACUGACUGUGCGAUGCAGGUUUUUCUUUCUUUAAAUUUUUUUUUCAGUUGCAUUAACUCUAUUUAGACUUACUUUGAUACUUUUAAGGUAGUCUUUCUGCUGUUGAAAUAACUCUUCCUUUUUAUGUAUGGCUUUUAGAAUCCCAAACUUAGAAAUCCAAGGGUAGGGGGGAUUUUAUAGUCCUUGUGGUAAAAGAUCUCAUUUUAACUUUUUACUGAAAUGUUUUAACGUUUCUUGUGAGCCUUUGGGAACUCAAAAGUGGUAGUGACUUUCUGUGUCCAGGCUGUGUGGUGUGUGUGUGUGUGUGAGGGUGUGUGCAUGAGUGGCUGACAGCUGAACAAGUGAUACAAAUCUGAAAUGGAAGAUGGACUUCAGGAUUGCUGUCUCUUGCCUGGUUUUGCAAUAGACUCUACCUAGGUAAUGUAGUUCUGUAUAUUUAGUGAGCUGUUCUUGGUAACAUUGCUGUUUCUUUAAUGAUUGGGUGGGUAAUUUUGUUGCCUUGUCUUAGCCUAUUAGCGUAGGGAUGGGGGUUUUAGUAAUAUCUUACUCAGACUGAAUUUUGGGACCUUUGUACUGUUUGCAGUGGACUGAAAUGUAAUAUAUUAAUUAUCUUUCCACAUGCCUGUUAUUAAUUUAAGCAAACCACAUCUUGAGACUGUUGCCAUAUGAUUUCUUGCUGGUUUUGUCCUUUCUUAAAAAAAAA